This is a messenger RNA of Ceratotherium simum simum (southern white rhinoceros), 1571 nucleotides long. NCBI's taxonomy places the organism in Eukaryota, Metazoa, Chordata, Mammalia, Perissodactyla, Rhinocerotidae. The record is from RefSeq and is a predicted model, not a curated record.
AUGGGCUCCGUGGCGGCCUGCGUGUGCCUGUGGGGGCAGAUCCGUGGUGGGGGCGUCUCCUUGAGAAAACCCAAGAGGAAGAGGGACCUGAGGAUAUCCUGCGUGUCCAGGCCGCCUCUGCCGAACCCCACCCCCCCCCGGAACCUGGACUCCCGGACCUUCAUCACCAUUGGAGAUAGGAACUUUGAGGUGGAGGCGGAUGACCUGGUGACCAUCUCGGAGCUGGGCCGCGGCGCCUACGGGGUGGUGGAGAAGGUGCGGCAUGCCCAGAGUGGCACCAUCAUGGCUGUUAAGCGGAUCCGGGCCACCGUGAACUCGCAGGAGCAGAAGCGUCUGCUCAUGGACUUGGACGUCAACAUGCGCACGGUCGACUGCUUCUACACCGUCACCUUCUACGGGGCCCUUUUCAGAGAGGGAGAUGUGUGGAUCUGCAUGGAGCUCAUGGACACGUCUCUGGACAAGUUCUACCGGAAGGUGCUGGACAAACACAUGACCAUCCCAGAGGACAUUCUGGGGAAGAUCGCUGUGUCCAUCGUGAGGGCGCUGGAGCAUUUGCACAGCAAGCUGUCCGUGAUCCACAGAGACGUGAAGCCGUCCAAUGUCCUCAUCAAUAAGGAGGGCCAUGUCAAAAUGUGCGACUUCGGCAUCAGCGGCUACUUGGUGGACUCUGUGGCCAAGACCAUGGAUGCUGGCUGCAAGCCCUACAUGGCUCCCGAGAGGAUCAACCCGGAGCUGAACCAGAAGGGCUACAAUGUGAAGUCGGAUGUCUGGAGCCUCGGCAUCACCAUGAUCGAGAUGGCCAUUCUGCGGUUUCCCUACGAGUCGUGGGGGACCCCGUUCCAGCAGCUGAAGCAGGUCGUGGAGGAGCCAUCCCCCCAGCUCCCAGCUGACCGUUUCUCCCCCGACUUUGUGGACUUCACUGCACAGUGCCUGAGGAAGAACCCUGCGGAGCGCAUGAGCUACCUGGAGCUGAUGGAGCACCCUUUCUUCACCUUGCACAAAACCAAGAAGACGGACAUUGCUGCCUUUGUGAAGGAGAUCCUGGGAGAGGACUCGUAGGGGCAGGGCCUCUGGGGGAGCAGUGCUUGCUCACACCCAUAAGCUGCCGCCCUGGCCUGAGACGUUCCAGGAGGAAUCGAGGGGGUUGCUCCCACCUGGCUCGGCAACAGGCCAUUGGUCCCAAGUGCCAAAGAACCAGACCACUGGGGCCCCCAGCUGGGCCUGCGAGGGCCCCAUCAGUGCCUCUGCCCCUGCUGCUCCAAGGACCCCAAGUCUCUAGCCCCCAAGACCCCGGACUUGGAGGGGCUGGGAUGCCCCCCGCCAGACGCUGCUGCCCCUCACAGAGAAGGCAGCUGGUGCCGUGUGCAGGCCGCUGCUCCGGCCCAGGCCUGGAGGCCACCCAAGUUGUAUAUUUUUUUAUCUCUUGACUGAAUGGACUUUGCACACUUUGGCCCAGGGUGGCCACACCUCUGUCCCAGCAUCGGUGGGGGAUGCACAGGUGGAUGAGCCACGUGAAUCCUUCUGAGCCCCCACAAGGGAGAUGCCAGAGCUGCCCAAGGCCUCUACCCCAG